AUGAAACUCCUAGCCUUCAACUUGCUCCUACUUUUUCGACUCGGAGCUGCGGGAAGUACUUCAUCACAAACUCUAGAUAGGGUAUGCAAGACCAUUGCACAAUCACUUUCUACCACAGACUCCGUGUUUUAUCCCGGAGACCCGGAAUAUGACUCUGGAAUUGCUCACUGGGCAACAUCUAGCACGCAGCUUUCAAAAUGCGUUGUUGAGCCUACCAAUCCUACAGAUGUUGGCAAAAUACUCGUAAUUUUAGGAAAGACGAGGACCCCAUUUGCGAUCAAGAGCGGUGGUCAUGCUACUAACAAAGGGUUUUCGUCGACGACUGGUGUUCAUAUCUCUCUCACCCGGUUUAAAGGGAUUACAUACAAUGCUACAUCAGCCACGGUGGACGUCGGACCUGGGCUUGUAUGGGAUGAUGUCUACGCCGCUCUUGAGCCGUUUGGGGUCUCCGCAUUAGGUGCCAGAGUGACGGGUAUUGGUAUUGGUGGAUUCCUGUUAGGAGGAGGCUAUUCCUGGCAAUCAAAUGAGCAUGGGCUGGCGAUUGAUAAUAUCAUCGCGUUUGAACUUGUUAAGCCAGAUGGAAGAGUUGCUAUUGUUACCAAGGCAUCAGAUCCCAAACUUUUCUUCGGAUUAAAGGGUGGAAUGAAUAACUUUGGAAUAGUGACCAAAUUUACAUUAAAGACGUUUCCGCAAGGGCAGGUUUGGGGAGGGUUUGUGGCCAACUUGGAGGCUUCUGUACCCGACCUUGAGGCAGCCAUCGUGAACUUCCAGGCGACUGUCACAGAUCCAAAAGCUUCAAUUGUUAUGGCUUGGAAUUACCUACCUAGCCUGCAACAGAUUGCUGUAUCACAACUUCUCUUCUAUAACGGACCUACACCACCUCCGGGGAUGUUCGACGCUUUCCUGCGCCCUCCAGUUUUUGAAAGCGAUAUUUCUACACGAAGCUUUUUAUCUCUCAUACAGGCAAGCCCGACCGAUGCGUCUGGCGGUGUUCGGACCUUCUUUAACGGGUUCCCCGUCCUAAAUCUGACCGCUAAUCUUUCGCAUGUGCUCGUCAAUGAAACCAAGUUCUGGGGACCAGUAUUAGCCAGCAAAAGUGCAAUCACCAUAUCUUACUCGAUGGAAAUGUUCCAACCGUCCAUCUAUUCUCACAAUCCUGACCCGACAGCAUACCCUCCUUCACGCAAACUAUUCUCCCAGCCGUUUGAGAUGGCAUAUGCAUGGAACUCGUCGGAUUUUGAUGCGGAUAUGCAUGCAGCUGCUAUUGCUAGCGCGGCACAUAUUCAGCAAGCCGCAAUUGCUGAGGGGCAGAUUCAGGUCGUCAACGCCCCUAUCUAUCCUAACUAUGGAUUGGCUGGAACUCCGAUAGAAAAGAUAUACGGACGGAAUGUCCCAGCUCUCCGUGCACUGAAAAAUAGAGUGGACCCUCACGAUGUUAUGGGGCUUGCAGGGGGCUGGAAGUUUUAG
Molecule: messenger RNA, 1467 nt
Organism: Psilocybe cubensis
Lineage: Eukaryota; Fungi; Basidiomycota; Agaricomycetes; Agaricales; Agrocybaceae
Product: putative FAD-linked oxidoreductase
Exons: 10
Coding region: 1-1467 (488 amino acids)
Molecular function (GO): FAD binding
Source: RefSeq, a predicted model, not a curated record